UAGGUAGGCAAGCAACUUCUAUUUCCGCCUUCAAGUUUUGCCCUCCCAUUGUAGACCAUUUCUCCUUUUGCGGUUCAAACAGUGCUACCCCGUCCUCCCUAUAUAACCACCUCAAGCUUGUUGGAUAUUUGGACGCUGAGACACGCGCACAGAGGUGAAACCCCUCUCCCUCACUGAAUUCAACCGAAGCAAUGGUUUCCUUCCAUACAACCCUGCCCGACGCUCCAUCUCCUGCUGUUCCUGCAGAUUUCGAAGCUUCUUCAAACAAGAGGAAGUGGGAAGAGCCACUUGCUAAAGAAUUUCUCAGAGAUCAAACCAAAGCAGGUAAAAGGAAAUCCAUCUUCGAUAUAGAGCUUCACCUUGAGACCCCUUUACCUUCUGAUAAAUGGCAACGAUACCUCGGUGUUCAGUCAGGGCAGAUACAUAACACGAAGAUGAAUAAGAAAGCAGCAGAGGACCGGAAGAGGAGCCCUGAGCCUGAACCACCAUCUCCUGGGAACAUGAGCUUGGACCUUGGACUGAACUUAACGUGUGAAUCCCCGAGAAAAAAAGGAGGAGGCAUUUAUGAUAUAAAUGAGAAGCAGAGUCGUAGUUCCUCUGGUGUUUUGAAUGAACACGAUCUGUAUAUUGAAUCGAGCAGGGAGGAUAAGAAGUGCUCGGGUGGGUUAACUGGUUCUCCGUCGUGGUUGUCAUCGGAGGUAGAUCACAAAGAGAUGGUCGCGACGGUAUGCAUGCGGUGCCACAUGUUGGUGAUGCUAUGCAAGUCAUCACCUGCCUGCCCUAACUGCAAAUUCAUGCACCCUCCGGACCAAAACCCUUCAACGUUCUUGAAGAGGAGAUGCAGCCUCUUGUGCUAGUCCAUUAAGAAACGUGCAGAUACUGUUUUAGACUUUUAGUUUUAGCGUCGUCUUUUAUUUCCCUGGCGAAUAGCUAUGUUUGCGUAUGUUAGGAAGUGUGCAAAUUCCUAACAGCGUAUGCUGCUGUAAGUUGAAAUUAGUGGAGGUGAGGGGUUAUUCUACAUUUACCAAAAUGUUGGCUUUUAAAAUAUGGGGUAACCUAUGAUGAUAUCAAGCUACUUCUAACGUAUCUAACGAUAUAUGAAUUUUAUCUAGAAGCUUUUUCGA
Messenger RNA from Prosopis cineraria, 1124 nucleotides. RefSeq lists its product as uncharacterized. The transcript has 2 exons. The record is from RefSeq and is a predicted model, not a curated record. Lineage: Eukaryota; Viridiplantae; Streptophyta; Magnoliopsida; Fabales; Fabaceae. Bases 192 to 857 code for a protein of 221 amino acids.